UCGACUGCGUUGAAACAACCCACCAGCUUGUAGUUAGCUAAUUAACGCUAGCUACCUAGUUCAUUCACCUCCCGUCUACUGUUUACCCGAGCCUAGUUUUAGCUUUGUUUUGUGUUGCUUUGCCAAUUUCAUUAAAAUGGGGCGACCAAAGUAUUUUACACCGAAUGAAGUUUCACUUCACAGCACAUUAGGAGACUUGUGGGUUUCUUAUUUGGGUAAAGUUUACGACUUGACCCCUUUGAUUGAAGAACACAAAGGCGAUGUGCUUUUGAAACCAAUUAUUGAAUGUGCCGGGAAGGAUAUAAGUCAUUGGUUUGACCCCAAAACAAAAGAUAUUCUUACUCAUGUCGACCCGUUGUCUGGUUGCGUGAAAUACUACACCCCUAGAGGGCGCUUUGUGCAUGUGCCUCCUCCUUGCCCUCGUACAGACUGGUCUAAUGAUUUCGGCCGGCCGUGGUGGAGGGAUAACCGCUACGAGGUCGGCAUACUAUCUGCCAAGACCCGCUGGAUCCGUAUUAUCAACACCCUCACCUCCCAGGAGCAAAGGCUGGAAGUAUGUUCUGAGGAAACUCUGGAUGAGAUUUUGCAGCGUUACCUGCGUUACAACUCCCAUGCAGGCAGCUACACCUGGAAGCACAACAGUGUGAGCCUGGACAUGAGUAAGACCCUGAGCGAAAAUGGCAUUCCUGAUGAAGAUGAGGAAUUUUACCAUGCUCGCAUGGAUCGUGACCUGUUCUGUCAGUCCAUAUGUCUGUACUUCAAUGAUGAUCUCACAGAAUUUUGACCUAAGGUUAUAUAUAAAAUAUUAAAAUUCUUAAUCUAGGAGCUGAUAUUUCAGUCUGAAUGCUUAUAUUACAGUACUGGCAUUUAAAUGCUGAUAUUACAGGUUGUUUCCCUUAUAACCAUUAUAAAUUGUACUUCUUAUUACAAGUUUACAAUGUGAAAUUGCAAAAGGAGUAUCCAGAAAAAUAUCUGAUGUGGUUAUGUUUUCAAAACCUGCAAAUUAUGGAUAUGCAUUCAAAACAUCUCAACAUGAUAACUCAGCUGUCAUGGUAAAUGUCCACAGAAAAUUCAGUAGUUCUGACCCCAGAUGUUACAGAAAUAAAGCUAUCCAUAUUUUUUGAUGUAACAAAAUAAUUCAGAUAGAUUUUCAUAUCACACUGUUUAAGGGUAGCAUCUUCUAUAGAAGAUGAAGAAUUACAUACAGUGAGAAUAUAAAGUAUUCAAGGUGUGUCAUUCAAGGAAAUACUGACUGAAAUGACAUUCUUUUACACACUUUGUAAAAACAUUUUAGAAAAAACAAUGCAGACACUGUUGUUGGAAGUCAAUACAUGCUCUUAACAUCUGCUCAUUUGAAUGGUUAGUUUGCUUAGUCAAGCCAUUAAACCUAACUGCAUACAA
This is a messenger RNA of Electrophorus electricus (electric eel), 1401 nucleotides long. RefSeq names its product cytochrome b5 domain containing 1 (gene cyb5d1). Gene Ontology annotation, biological process: cilium movement. The record is from RefSeq and is a predicted model, not a curated record. NCBI's taxonomy places the organism in Eukaryota, Metazoa, Chordata, Actinopteri, Gymnotiformes, Gymnotidae.